Rhizoctonia solani is the source of this 798-nucleotide messenger RNA. Its product is annotated as Retrotransposon gag protein. The record is from RefSeq and is a predicted model, not a curated record. Bases 1 to 798 code for a protein of 265 amino acids. NCBI's taxonomy places the organism in Eukaryota, Fungi, Basidiomycota, Agaricomycetes, Cantharellales, Ceratobasidiaceae. The transcript has 2 exons.
AUGCCUGGUUUGGGUGCAAUGGGCAGGACUAGUCUGAUCAUGCCCCAAGUACAAUCUGGUUGGUCUGUACCCUCUUUUUGUACCCAUACUCCUGCUCCUGUGGCUGCACUGCCUCAUGUAUAUUCUCCCAUGUCCUUUGAUUACAUGUCUUAUCACAAACUAUUUGAUAUGGUUGCACAAAAUAUGAUGGUUUUAAAAAAGGAGUUCUCUCAAUUGCAAGGGGCUUAUGAAAGCCAACAUGACCAAAUUGCAUUAUUGAGAGGAGAACUAGAAGAGCAUUGGGAACAUGCCAAGAAAUGGCACCAAUUUUAUUCAAAUCAAAUUCAAGGAGCUGCUGCUUCCAUUCAAGCUGUGCAAGACCAGCUAGUCCACAAUUCCACCCUUUGCCCUACUGCUCUUGUUCCUCCCCCACCUGCUCCCACUUCUUCCAAUAUUUCCCCAUCUUUGUCUCCUUCUGAUCUCAAAUUUGCCAAACCAAAUAAAUUUGGGGUGAACCACUCCCACAAAGAAAAGGUACUGUGGGUAACUUCAUACUUUGAGGGUGCAGCAGAAGACUGGGUUGGACCCUACAAGGAAAGGAAGGUAUUCAGGGGAGAAGCAGUCCCCCUUUUGGAAGACAUUGAUGUGUUCUGGGCCAAGUUCACCAAACAUUAUGUGGACACCAAUUGCAAUGAGAAGUACUGCCAAAAAUGGAACAACCUGCAACAAAAAUCUUCUGUCCAGGAAUAUACUCAAGAGUUCCAACAGUAUUCCAUUUCUUUGGGUUACAGCAAUGAGACUGUUGUAACCACACUGUAA